Messenger RNA from Lepus europaeus (European hare), 672 nucleotides. It is a transcript of the gene NUPR1, whose product is annotated as nuclear protein 1, transcriptional regulator. Lineage: Eukaryota; Metazoa; Chordata; Mammalia; Lagomorpha; Leporidae. Gene Ontology annotation, biological process: negative regulation of cell population proliferation; negative regulation of cell cycle. Bases 146 to 388 code for a protein of 80 amino acids. The record is from RefSeq and is a predicted model, not a curated record. Gene Ontology annotation, cellular component: nucleus. The transcript has 3 exons.
AGAUUGCAUCAGCCAGGCCAAGGGGCUGGAGCUCUGCUCUGUGCGGAGACACAGGCUUAUAAGCAGGGUCCAGGAGCCGGGAGAGGAGAGGAGAGGCGAGUCGACACAAAGGAAGGAGACCGUGCGCGCGCCUGGGCCACACAGGAUGGCCACCCUGCCGCCUGCAGCCAGCCCCUCCCAGCAGCCCCUGGGCCCCGAGAACAACGAGGGUAGCCUGGAUGAGUAUGAUCUCUACAGCCUGGCCGACCCCUGUCCGGGAGGGGGAGGUCGGAAAGGUCGCAGCAAGAGAGAGGCUGCGGCCAACACCAACCGCCCCAGUCCUGGUGGGCACGAGAGGAAACUGGUGACCAAGUUCCAGAACUCGGAGAGAAAAAAGGCCCGGCGCUGAGGCACAGCUGGAGAUGAGGCCAGACCACGGACACCACACCCACCCAUGGAGACGGAACUGCGGAAGAACCAGGACCUGGUGGGCAGGAUCCAGGCUGCUCGCCCCCCCAUCUCCCCCUGCCCGAGGACAGAGGGGCCACCCAGCAAGCACCCCCAGCCCCAGAAAGGGGGCAGCAUGGGGAUCCAGAGGCGGAGUGAGGAAGCCCCAGGAGAGGAACCCUAGCUGGAGGAAGUGGCGCUCCCUCCGGGGGUGGCAGGGACAAUAAACACAGCCAGGCAGCUGUG